GCAAAGUUUUUAAUUUAAAAUGGAAUUUGUUUGGGCGGGGUGGGGGUGACUGAGUGACAUCAUCAGUCUGCUCCAAACUUCUGGGUUGCGUUCGCUCUCCCUCGGACUCGCAUAGCCAUGACAUUACCACUAUACUGAUAUUUUCAAUCCUAAUAUCGAACAAUGGCAGUGCUGGACUCGGAUUUCACCGCUUCUCUAUUUCAGAAUCUCAACCUGGAAGAUCCAUGGCUUCCCCCCACUUCUUGGGACUCCAUCCCUUCCGAGAGCGGACCUCGCGACUCUCAUUGCAACUCCUUAACUUCUCACUCUUCUUCAACGCCUCAUCGUCUCCGCCCUGAUUCUUCCGUUUCUGAGGCAAGUAUGGUGAGGUUGGCUAUGAAUGGACUUCAAGGUGUUCAAUCAGCCCUUAUUAGUAUUGAAAAGCUUUCCACUGCCUUUUGUUCUGAUCCAGCUGAUAGGACCUACCAUCAGAUACCAAGUUUGUGGAAUCGGUCUUCAAGCACUCAUGCUCAGGGAAAGAUACUGAAAUCCAUUGGAUGCUCAGGUUUCUUAGUAUUACUACUCCGUAAAUUUGUGGACUAUUUUAUGAAUUCGAAUAUCCGCGACAAUUUUUCGGGUAUGAGACAACAUGAAAAUCCAGAACUAGCAGAUAUUCAAGAUCUUCAUGGCUGUAAAGUACAACAGGAUGAUCACCCUCCUUACAGUCUUGUUAAUCAUGCAUUCUCUGUUGCUGUGGGGAAGAUUUUAGAGGGUUACAUGUGUGCACUAGAUACAUUAUAUGCAUCUGUAUGUUUGAGAGAUUCAUCAGAAAGUGGUGAAACACCUUUGGUAGCACCUUCUGGAUUAGGAUGUCUCACCACGGUGGUUUAUUCUAAAAUUACUUUGUUGGAGCUGUAUUUGCACACAAAAGAACUGAGGAAUCAGAUUGAAGCUCUUGGGAAUAUAUGCAACCUAUCUCCCAUAGCUUUUGGCUUCUCAAACUUUUGUUUUGAAGAUUUAAUUGCUAAAGCAAUGCUUGAAUUUUGUCGUUUUUUCAGAGGAGGGGAUCUUCUUACAUAUUUGUAUGCACAGUUACAGGUUGCCGAUCCUCCUCAUCAUGCUGUACUCAAAUUUCUCUUUCUUCGUUCAUUUGAACCAUAUUGCGGGUUUAUCAGAUCAUGGAUAUACAAAGCUGAGAUAAGUGAUCCUUAUGAGGAGUUUGUGGUAGAAUAUAUUGACAACAAACCAUCCCAAUGGCAGUAUAAUACUGACUUCCCACUGGCAAGUAUUAGGGAACGAGAUGGAGUUACUAUUCCUUGUUUUCUCAAGGACCACUUGAUUCCACUUGUCAGAGCUGGCCAGCAGCUUCAAGUAAUAAUGAAAUUACUAGAAUUGUGUACAUACGUUGCCUCUAAUAACCAUUCCUAUGAGGAUCUUCUUCCUUGUUGGAAUGCCUUUUCCAGUAUCCAUCCAUCGAAUGCGUGUCCGAUAACUUUCAAAAAAGAGAAUAUAGAAACAACAGUACUUGCCAGAGGCAGCUACUACAAAGGGAUGCUUGAAAAACUUGAGUGUCUUCUGACAAAAUUAGAGUUCAAAUAUCAACAGGUAGUUUCGCAUGGCACAGUCCCCAAGGGCUUUGGUGAUGGCAGGAUGAGGUCAAAUGCCCCAGUUUCCUUCACGAUGGGUAAAAGUUUAAUGGUUCCUUCAGCAGAAUAUAAAAGGGUGUUAAAUGUGGAUAGGGAUGAUGUGGAUUCUGAUGACUCAGGUACAAUAGAUGAUUUGUCUUAUGUAGCUAAUACAUAUGAAUCAUCUGAAUGUUCAGCUUCAAAUGAUGAAGAGAAAAUUGUGUCUGAUCAGCUGAAUGAACUUUCCGAUCAAAGGGUUGGGCUUGAAGAGAAAUACUUCUCUGGGUUAAGCUUCUCUGUAACUCAUCCCUUUAAUAAUUUUGUGGAAAAGUCUUGUGAAUGUGAGGAAUCACAUCAUAUUGAAAGUGAUGCAGAUGGACUUUUUGAAAGAGAUGUACUAUACCAUCACUGGAAGCUUUCAGAUCAAAUUUCUGGGGCCAUUGAAUCACAAGAACCAAAUUGGGCAUGCAAAUCUAUCAAUGAGUAUUUAGAUCAAUUACCUGAUAAUAAUUGGUUAGGUCUUUUGAAAAGUUCUGUCAACGUUGAAGGAAAUUCUGGAGGUAAUUCAAGGUCAAAUCUGCAGGACUGUGAUCCAAGGAUGAGUAUGAUAGGAACCACUGAGAAAGGUAUCUCUUAUUGUAGAAAAAUGAUUAUCAUGAACGAUGCUUUUUCUGAGGAGUUGUUUGGCAAGGAUGGACAAGAGAACAACAUAAACAAUUCAACUUUAGUUACCUUGAAAGACUGGAAGGUUAACUCACACAACAGUUUACUUAGCACAAACCCAAUGUUAACGAAAUCCACUUUUCUAAAAUUGCAAACUGAUCCUGGAGAGGGAGAUGGCACACGCUAUGGCAAAGCUUUACCUUUUUUCGACUUUUCUUCAGUGGAAGAUUCUUGUAACCGAUGCUUAGAAAGCUUUUCUGCAAGACUUUCAGACCCUGGUGCUUCAGCCACUAGUAAUAAGAGUGAUCUUCAUGAUGAGCAUUGCGAUCAAGAUAUGUUGUUGGUUAAACGCAAAAUCAGCAAUGGUAAUUCACUUUUGGAAGUGAAGGACUGCAAUCAAGAAGAUACUGCAUCAACACUUGACUCCGGAGGAAGUAGUUGGGAAAGGUUACUUGGUAGAUCCUGUAACACUGUUAAUAAUGGUGUUAGAGACCACAUAGAGAGUUCGUUAGCCAAAUUUGACAUACCGCUUGACUUUAUCAUUGACAAAUGCCUUCUGCAGGAAAUUAUGCUUCAAUACAAGUAUGUUAGCAAGUUAACUAUUAAGUUGCUUGAAGAAGGAUUUGAUUUUAAAGAACAUUUAUUAGCACUUCGACGUUACCACUUCAUGGAGUUAGCAGACUGGGCAGCUUUGUUUAUCAUGUCACUUUGGCAUCAUAAGUGGUGCAUUACAGAGGCAGAGCAAAGACUUGCAGAAAUUCAAGGACUUCUUGAGUUGUCAAUUCAGAGGUCUUCUUGCCAAUUUGAUCAUAAUAAAGACAGAUUAUAUGUGUACAUUAAAGGACAUGACACAAUGCCUCUUUCAGCAUCUGCUAUCGGGCUCCAUUCUUUUGAUUUUCUAGGUUUGGGUUAUCGUGUGGACUGGCCAGUUAGUAUUGUUUUGACUCCUGAGGCAUUGAAAAUAUAUUCGGAAAUAUUUAGUUUUUUGAUAAAAGUGAAGAUUGGCAUUUUUUCAUUGACUGAUAUAUGGCGCUCAUUAAAGGAGUUGAGGCCCUUGAUCAGUGUCAAACAUGCAGAGCUAUCAAAACAGGAAGUGGGUCAUUUUAAUUUAUUGAUGAAGAUAAGGCAUCAGGUCAGUCAUUUUGUAUCUACCCUGCAGCAGUAUGUAGAGUCACAACUAUCACAUGUAUCAUGGUGUAGAUUUCUUCACUCCUUUCAGCAUAAGGUCAAAGAUAUGAUGGAUCUUGAGUCAGUGCACAUGGCAUAUCUAAUUGACUCGCUGCAUAUAUGUUUUCUAUCGGAUGAAACGCGACAUGUAGCCAGGAUUAUAGACAGCAUUUUGCAGUGUGCAUUAGACUUUCGGUCUUGUCUUAGAGGAGGCAUGUGGGAUGUUGGAUUAAGUCAAGGAGAGCUGGUGGGAAAACUUUCUAGAGUAAAUAUAUCACAGGUACUUGGCAUGAAAAAAAUAUUUGACAAAAAUCUCCAAGAAUUGCGCCUGCAUUAUCUCAAGUCACCAAAACACGAAGAAUAUGGGCUUUCCCGGUUCUGGGGACACCUGAACUUCAAUGAAUAUUACUCAGAUAACGGUAAUGAACUGCGAUUCUAUGCUGCUUCAAUCUGAAUCUCUGUACGUAACUGAUUGAAAUGAGUGAAGAGAUGGAUCACACUAAGAAGAUAUCUCCAACUUCAAUUUGGAAAAGAUGUUGCUGGUUAACAUGGAUGAAAUACCUAUGGAAGCAGUCAGUAAUGCAUUCAUCUUGGGCUGCGGAUACAUGUAAUGUGAGAGAUCCUCAUUUUUUUUUCUCUGAUGAUUUAUGGUCUGUAUGUCUUAUUGGUGUUGCAGAGAUAUCUUUUGGUUUAGAGAAGUGUUGAUUCAAUUAGUUCUAGAAAUGGGGUGCAGGUAAGUUGUUACGUGAAAGGAUAUAUUAUAUGACGAGUGUUUAUAGUGUAGUAGAUGGCCGAAUAUAUAUCAUAAUGAUUUUUUAAUUUUUUUUUGUAUAGAAGCUUUCUAUUGUAAUGUUAUUUUUGGUUCUAUCUUUUGUACAUAUUAUAUGAAGUACUACAUAUAUAUGGGCUGGAUGUAGUCACGCUUUUGGCAAUUAGCGUGGCUGGUCACUCGAGAAAAAUAUUAAUGUAAAAAUAAUUGAUUUAGGCCACAUCUUUAAUAUAAGGGUUGUGUUUUUUCCAAUUA
Humulus lupulus (European hop) is the source of this 4458-nucleotide messenger RNA. RefSeq lists its product as uncharacterized. The transcript is spliced from 14 exons. Gene Ontology annotation, molecular function: gamma-tubulin binding; microtubule minus-end binding. Gene Ontology annotation, cellular component: centrosome; spindle pole; gamma-tubulin complex. The record is from RefSeq and is a predicted model, not a curated record. The coding region runs from base 163 to 3888 and encodes 1241 amino acids. Lineage: Eukaryota; Viridiplantae; Streptophyta; Magnoliopsida; Rosales; Cannabaceae. Gene Ontology annotation, biological process: meiotic cell cycle; mitotic cell cycle; spindle assembly.